CGCCGCUCUUGCAGAAACUUAGGUUAUGUGUGAUAAAACAAAACAGUAUAAGCAAUUCUUGGCACUUCGAAGUUUGAAGCAUGUCUAACAAGUUGAACAUAUCAGUUUUUAUCGGCAUUAUCAGUGCACCCAUUGUCCUGUGUUACUUUUUAAAGAAAAGGUACAAACAACUAGUAACAGAUCUGGAAAAAGAUCCCAAACAAAGCACAUAUUAUGAAUGUAUGUUUUUCGACUACAGAAACUUUUGCUGCAAACCACAUUUAAUAAGCAAACAGGAGUGUGGGUACAUCUGCUCUUAUACUCGGUUGGAAAGGCUUUUACGUUACAUUGGUAGUGCUAAAAAGAGUAUUAGUAUGUGUAUGUACAUGAUGACUCUGCAGCAGAUUAAGGACGCAUUAAUUAGUGCUGCUAGAAGGGGAGUGCUUAUUAGAUUUGUUAUUGACAAAGUCAACAGUAGAAAUUGCCAUGUGAAACUCAACUUGGACCAUCUUAGCGCAAAUGGAGUGGUCUGUUUGACCUCUCCAUCAGAAAAUGAAAUAAUGCACCACAAAUUCUGUUUAAUUGACGAGAAGGAUCCGCAGGCAGCUAAAGCAUUUUUCGGUAGUGUAAACUUAACUGCGCAGGCAUUUUGCCAAAACUUUGAAGCCCUCAUUCUUACUAAUAACCAAGACAUUAUCGAAAGACUUAGUGCCGAGUUUGAGCAAUUGUGGACUGGAUUUCACUGCAAUUCCGUCUGCCAUUACAACAGUGUAAAGGCAUAAAUCUUUUCUUCGAUAAUUCAUAGUAUCUAAACAGUUUCAGCGCCCAUUCUUACCUUAAAUUUGGAACAACUUACCUAAUGAAUAAUUCAAUAAAGACCAUCAGAAUUAAUAAAUUAAAUCACA
This is a messenger RNA of Dendroctonus ponderosae (mountain pine beetle), 884 nucleotides long. Its product is annotated as mitochondrial cardiolipin hydrolase. The transcript is spliced from 2 exons. Gene Ontology annotation, molecular function: RNA endonuclease activity producing 5'-phosphomonoesters, hydrolytic mechanism. Gene Ontology annotation, biological process: piRNA processing. Lineage: Eukaryota; Metazoa; Arthropoda; Insecta; Coleoptera; Curculionidae. Gene Ontology annotation, cellular component: mitochondrion. The record is from RefSeq and is a predicted model, not a curated record. Bases 81 to 761 code for a protein of 226 amino acids.